Glycine soja is the source of this 339-nucleotide messenger RNA. RefSeq lists its product as uncharacterized. The transcript has a single exon. Bases 1 to 339 code for a protein of 112 amino acids. NCBI's taxonomy places the organism in Eukaryota, Viridiplantae, Streptophyta, Magnoliopsida, Fabales, Fabaceae. The record is from RefSeq and is a predicted model, not a curated record.
AUGGAAGCUUGGAAGAAUAUGGGGUGGGAGUGGAACUUCAAAUGGAGGAGGCAUCUGUUCGACAAUGAGAUUGAUAUGGCAGCCAACUUUCUAGGUGAGGUGGAAGGCGGCCAAAUACAAAUUAACAAAAGAGAUGAGUGGACUUGGCUAGCAGAAACUAGUGGUCAAUAUUCCACAAAAAGUGUCUAUGAUGAGAUGUGGGGAGCUGAUACAGAAGGCAAUAAAUUGCAGGAGUUUAAAGAUAUAUGGAAGUUAAAGAUACCACCUAAAGUUGUAGUCUUUGCAUGGAGACUGAUUAGGGAUAGGCUGCCAACUAAGUCAAAUUUGACAAGGAGAUAG